UCUAUUCAAUAAAUGUACAAUUUUUUUCAAUAUUAAAAAAAACCUGUCAGCUGUCACAUUUUGUCAACCACCACAAACGUCAAAAUUUCCUUGUUACGUAAAACAGCUAUAUUUAACAAAAACACUGCUGUGACUGGAACAAUCCAAGAUGUUGCGUUCAGCCUUGGCCCCCAUUAAAGACGCUCUCGCCCCCAAUCUCCGCAUUGCCGGCACCUUCGCCCAGCCUGUUCGAAACCAGUCAACCGAAGUGGCCCCCCGGCCCUACUCCCCGUUCCAGAAAACCAGCAACUUGGCCGAAUAUUCCCUCGCCCGUCUCGACGACCUCCUCAAUUGGGGCCGCAAGAGCUCCAUGUGGCCUUUGACGUUCGGUCUGGCGUGCUGCGCCGUCGAAAUGAUGCACAUUGCGGCCCCCAGAUACGACAUGGACCGAUACGGAGUCGUUUUCCGAGCCUCGCCACGACAAGCAGACGUUAUUAUAAUUGCAGGGACACUCACGAAUAAGAUGGCCCCGGCUUUGCGGAAGGUCUACGAUCAAAUGCCCGAACCCAGAUGGGUGAUUUCGAUGGGCAGUUGUGCCAAUGGUGGCGGAUAUUACCAUUAUUCGUAUUCGGUUGUUAGGGGGUGCGACCGGAUCAUCCCUGUUGAUAUUUACGUCCCGGGGUGUCCCCCGACCGCGGAAGCCCUGCUGUAUGGAGUCUUACAGCUCCAGAAGAAGGUCAAAAGGUACAAUGCCCUACAAAUGUGGUACAGGAAGUAAAGUAGUUGUAAGAAUAAAACUGUAAAUAAGAUUUAAACAAAAAAUAUACACAAGUCGAGUAA
This is a messenger RNA of Tribolium madens (black flour beetle), 819 nucleotides long. Its product is annotated as NADH-quinone oxidoreductase subunit B 2-like. The coding region runs from base 149 to 757 and encodes 202 amino acids. Gene Ontology annotation, molecular function: quinone binding; NADH dehydrogenase (ubiquinone) activity; 4 iron, 4 sulfur cluster binding. Lineage: Eukaryota; Metazoa; Arthropoda; Insecta; Coleoptera; Tenebrionidae. The transcript is spliced from 3 exons. The record is from RefSeq and is a predicted model, not a curated record. Gene Ontology annotation, biological process: aerobic respiration; electron transport coupled proton transport; mitochondrial respiratory chain complex I assembly.